Hypoxylon fragiforme is the source of this 3722-nucleotide messenger RNA. RefSeq names its product ATP-dependent metallopeptidase Hfl. Bases 324 to 3164 code for a protein of 946 amino acids. Gene Ontology annotation, molecular function: ATP hydrolysis activity; zinc ion binding; ATP-dependent peptidase activity. Gene Ontology annotation, biological process: mitochondrial protein processing; protein-containing complex assembly. The record is from RefSeq and is a predicted model, not a curated record. The transcript is spliced from 2 exons. Lineage: Eukaryota; Fungi; Ascomycota; Sordariomycetes; Xylariales; Hypoxylaceae. Gene Ontology annotation, cellular component: m-AAA complex; membrane.
AUCAACCCACCAAUCUCUGAGUGCCAAUCUUUGUACUUGAAGUUUUUGAGUCAGCGCGAGGAGCACGAGGCCAAUUAAUCCUUCUUAACCUGUCUCAACAACUAGAAACCUUCCCCGACAAGGAAUUAGCAGUCGGGUUUCAGCCAACACACUUCUCAUCCGCUGUAUUGGCGGUCGCCGCCCUUGUCUCCAUGAGAUAACAGCGCCCGAGACCCUUCCCUUUUUUUUUUCUCUUAUUCACUCUCUCCCCAUUUCUCUUAAACCCUGCGGACCCCUCGAUUUCCUCCACCCUCCCACCUCAAAAGCUUCUGGAGUUGCCCGGCAUGUCAAGCAUAUUACGGCGAUCGACCGGUCUCGCGCGGGUCGCCAGUAUAUCACUCAGCGCUUCCACGCGUGCAAGCCUACGAAUACCCCGUUCACUUCGCACAUCGCAAUUGUCCUGGGCCGCCCAGCGACCUCGGUACUAUUCCGAGAAGAAGCCCGAACGCCCCGACGACUCCGACGAACCCAACCGGAAUGGAGCGCCGACGCCUAACAAACCCGAAACCCCUAAAGACAUCAAGGACAUAAAAGAUGACAUAAAAGAUACCAAAUUCACCAAAGACACUAAAUCACAGCCAGAGUUCCAGAAUGCAGAAUCCCCCGGCCCAACCGACGGCGAAGCGCCAAAAGAAUCUGGCGCCGAGAAGGAUGAAAGGCUUCCGCUUCCCGAAGGCUGGGUGUAUCUUAAUGAGGAGCAAUUGGAACUUCUCAAGAAGGUUCUUUCUGCUGCACCAUUCAAGCUUGCGUCGUUUGGUAUGAACAAAUCAUUACUCGACUCAGUGAGAAAAACGGGUGUGCCUGCAGAUAUGAUUAUUACGAUUGAGAAGCAAAGAAAAGGGACACUGUCCCUUGCUGAUAUCGGCAAGACGUAUAAGGCUGUCAACGAAUUGGCCGAAAAGCUGGCUAAGAUGACAAUGGAGGAGCUGAAAACUCAGGAAAAGAAACCCGAUAGUUAUUCCAGGGCGAAUUCGAGAAAGACAGAGGGAGAAGAGAAGAAAGCCAAGGAGCCCGAAAGCGAAAGCCGAAGAGAUAGAGAUAAUUCGCAGAGGUCUGACAAGGGGUUUAGCGGAUUCAACUCAAAGAAGCCUCCCCCAAACUCUGGAAACAACGGUUUCAGCCCAUUCAAGGGAUCGGACUGGCUCUCACCCGUUGUAGCCUCGGCUGUCGUUUGGUGGCUCUACAACUCCGUAUUUGAAGAGGGCGGACGAGAAAUUACAUGGCAAGAGCUUAGGAAGAAUUUCCUGGAGAAGGGUCUCGUUGAGAAGAUGGUUAUACAAGGCCACCGGGUCCGCGUCGAGCUGAACAAGGAUGCGACUCAGUCUAUGUACCCCGAUACGAUUGCAACACGCCCCGGCUUCAACUACUACUUCUCUAUUGCCUCUGCUGACGCCUUUGAGAGACGCCUGGAAGAAGCCCAAAACGAGUUAGGUAUCCCCAGCAACGAGAGGAUACCCGUAAGCAUUGCGCCCGAAAGCCCCUUCUUCAACCUAUUAGUGGCCUUUGGCCCUACAGUACUUCUCGUUGGUCUACUCAUUUAUGCUUCACGUCGUGGUCCCGGUGGAUCUGGAGGGUCUAGCGGCAUAUUUGGAUUUAGCAAAAGCAAGGCAAAGCGUUUUAGCCACGAGACAGCAAUCAAGGUCAAGUUCUCGGACGUCGCCGGCAUGGACGAAGCCAAACAAGAGAUCAUGGAGUUUGUGAGUUUCCUAAAGAAGCCGCAAAAAUUCCAGAGACUUGGUGCCAAAAUUCCCCGCGGUGCAAUUCUCGCUGGACCUCCUGGAACUGGUAAAACAUUGCUUGCGAAGGCUACUGCAGGCGAAUCCGGAGUACCAUUCUUCAGUGUGAGCGGUUCGGAGUUCGUCGAGAUGUUCGUUGGUGUUGGUGCGUCGAGAGUCAGAGAUCUUUUCGCAACGGCGCGAAAAAACACCCCCUGCAUCAUUUUCAUUGAUGAGAUUGAUGCCAUUGGUAGAUCACGUUCGGAGGGCCAGCGAUUUGGUGGCAAUGAUGAACGAGAAGCAACCCUUAACCAGAUCCUCACGGAAAUGGAUGGUUUCAACACCACUGAUCAAAUCGUUGUUCUCGCUGGUACCAAUCGAGUAGAUAUUCUGGACAAGGCAUUAAUGCGACCUGGCCGAUUCGACCGACAUAUCAACAUUGACGCACCCACGAUGGCAGGACGGCAAGACAUCUUUAAGGUGUACCUCAAGAAGAUUGUGACCAACGAAGAGAUGGAACAUCUAAGUGGGCGACUUGCGUCCCUAACACCAGGCUUCUCUGGUGCUGAUAUUGCAAAUUGCGUGAAUGAAGCCGCUCUCAUUGCUGCAAGAAAUAAUGCUCGAUCGGUUACACUACUGCAUUUCGAGCAAGCCAUUGAGCGCGUUGUCGGUGGUCUUGAGCGCAAGUCUCUCGUCUUAAACCCAUUAGAAAAGAAGACCGUCGCAUACCACGAAGCGGGACAUGCUAUCUGUGGUUGGUUCUUCAAAUAUGCCGAUCCUCUUCUAAAGGUUUCGAUCAUACCUCGAGGUAAAGGUCUAGGAUACGCACAAUACUUGCCGGGAGACGCCUACCUAAUGAGCUACGAACAAUUGAUGGAUCGGAUGGCUAUGACUCUGGGAGGGCGAAUCUCAGAAGAGCUCCACUUCCCUACGGUAACGACGGGAGCCAGUGACGACUUUGACAAGGUGACUCGUAUGGCCACGGCCAUGGUAACGCAAUGGGGCAUGUCAGAAAAAGUCGGGCCACUACAUUACCGAAACGACCAAAAUCGGGUUUAUAAGCCAUUUUCGGAGGGGACGGGUCAAGUCAUCGACGCCGAAGUGAGACGGAUCAUUGAGCAGGCGUAUAAGAAGUGCAAGGACCUUUUAAUAGAGAAGAAGGCGGAGGUGGGAAUCAUCGCAGAGGAAUUAUUAAGCAAGGAGGUGCUAGUUCGAGAUGAUAUGGUUCGUCUCCUAGGACCUCGACCUUUUGAAGAUAGGGACGACUUCUCCAAGUAUUUCGGUGGCGAUGCUAGCAAGGCGCCACCCGGCCCGCCACCAGCACCAGAAUCGCCAGAGCUUCCCGAUAGCCCUGAACCUCCGACAAGCCCUGCAUUGACCAAGGACUUGAAAGGCGACGAAAUCAGGUAAUUGUUUGUAUGUACCUAUAUAUGGUUUAAUGGGCUCGGGGAUUUUCCUCUGCCGGUGAGCUGUCGAGAGCUAUUAUCAUGAUACCACCAAUGCAUGACGAUGACUCAAAAGCUCUCAACUCAUUCCAGUUCUAUGUAUAUUCUGUUCAUAACGAAAAGAUGGGAAGAAGGAAAGAGAAAAAAGGAGUACGCCGCGCCGUGGCUUGUCUAUACAUUGCAUGUACUGUAUGAUACUAGGUUAGGUACCUGGGUACAUUAGAAGUCUCGCAAAUAUUGCAAGGCACAUAUAUCAUUGAUGUAUGUAUAUGCUUGCAUCCAUACAUAUGAUCUGAAAGUUUUGGAGGUUGAGCAAAGUUCCCGAAGUGUGUGUGUUUGCCGAUGACGCAGUCAACGAUCAAUCUUUCACAUGCCCCCUUGAGCAAUUGAGCGGGCGCCCCUGUUCCGUGUUCGGUCCAGUACGGUUCAGGACAUCCAUUUUUGUUAGCGGCUUGGUUUGGGGGGAUUCUACAUAGUUCCGUGUGGGGAUUAACUACAUCUGGGCAUGGAUAUUUGCAUCCCG